AUGCCCAGCAACUCUGUGGACUUAAUCCUCACGUUGACCAUGUUAGGGAUUGUAUGUUUCGUGGGAACAGUGGGUAAUCUACUUGUUCUGGGUGUUUAUUUGCAAGAGUACCUGUUCCCGCAAAAACAUCGGAUGCAUCGUCAAAUGUUUAAAGCUCAUGCUUCCACAAACGGAGCUUUGUGUGUGGAAACGGUAAACGAGAAAACCACCAGUCGAGUAGUGAUUGAAGAAGACGGGACAUUUUUGCGAACCACGGGGACACCGACAUUUUUUAUUUUGGUUCUCGCUUGUGUGGAUCUACUGGUGUGUUGUUUUGUCGUGCCUCUGACGUUCUACAUGGAAUAUGUGGAAAUGAAACCCCCGAGUGAGGUGUGGUGUAAAAUCCACGCACUGGUCUGUGUCUGCAACACGAUGUUCAGUGCUCUACUAGUCAUCGCCAUCGCACUGGACCGUUAUCUGGCCAUCUGUCAUCCGCUGCAUCCGAUGCUCACUAUGAAACGGGCUAAGAUUCUGACCACAGCUCUGGCAAUAUUUUGUAUUAUUUACGGGUUUUUCGGUCUUGGUACAAUCCAACUCGCUCCAGAUGAUUCUGAUCCCCCGGAAUUGAUGUGCACAGAUACCGGGGAUUUGAUGAAUACGACUUUAGCACAAAAAUAUUUCUAUCUAAUUGUACAAAAAGGAAAUACGGCCAGUUUUGUUGUAUCUAUUCUGUUCGUUCUGAUCCUUUACUCGCUCAUAUUGAAGGUGGUGAUAAAAGCUCACCGCCGGAUGAGAAAAAUGCACGAACAUUCCUUGAACGCACAGAAACAGUCUGCCCAGCUGAGUUUGGAACAAUUCGGACCGGUUGCGGACGGAACAGAGUCUAGUUUCAGUGCUGAGGAUGGGCUUAGCGUGCUGCCCGAUUGCGGUACACAGCCCCGGCCCAGUCGAAUGCGAAUGCGAUUUUCCAUCAAGGGGUUAACCGAGAGUGGACUGUGGAGAGAAAUCCGUUCGGCAAGUGUUCUAUUUGUGGUGGCUGUGGUUUAUAUUAUUGUGUUCACCCCGUCACUGCUGAUCGCAAAUAAACUGGUAAACUUUACCCUGAUCGGAUAUAACUUUUUCUUUCUGAACAAUAUGUCCAACCCGUUGAUCUACUGUUUUAUGAGUCGCGCAUUUCGUUCAAAAUUGCGCAUCCUUCUGUUCGGUUUGUGUAUGCGUAGAAAAUCAACAUCGGAGGAUGUGUUCUUCAGUCACACAACCCGUAAACGACCAAGAAUGAUCAGAGGAAUGGCAACAAGUUCAACGCAGAAUGGUUCCCACGCAUGA
This is a messenger RNA of Echinostoma caproni, 1305 nucleotides long. The record is from the annotation of a GenBank genome assembly. NCBI's taxonomy places the organism in Eukaryota, Metazoa, Platyhelminthes, Trematoda, Plagiorchiida, Echinostomatidae.